Messenger RNA from Temnothorax curvispinosus, 2226 nucleotides. RefSeq lists its product as uncharacterized. NCBI's taxonomy places the organism in Eukaryota, Metazoa, Arthropoda, Insecta, Hymenoptera, Formicidae. The coding region runs from base 1 to 2226 and encodes 741 amino acids. The transcript has a single exon. The record is from RefSeq and is a predicted model, not a curated record.
AUGACUGCCGUGCCGGAAGUCUCAGCCACCAUCAACGACCUCCUGGCUCAACAGCAGGUGUUGAUACACUCCAUCACUCGAGCGCUCGAUAAUUUCAAAAAACUCGGAAGGAAUAACUAUACCGCUGCAAAGGUCCGAGCGCGAAUCGCUAGCUCCAAAGAAGUCUGGACGCAAUGCCUUCGCGUGCACUCGGCCCUCUUGCAAGUUAUUCCGGAGGCGAAAAGGAGCACGUACGAGUACUUUCAAAACGAACUGUUCGAUCAGGCCAAGGACAUCCACUUGACGACGUUGGAUUACAUGGCCGAGUGUCUGGAGGCACUCGCGCCGACGCCGCCGCCCCUGACAGCAAACCAAGCUUCGGGCGCCGCGUGCGGUCAUGGGCCGCUUGCCUCCUCAUUCUCACUGGCGCAUCUGCCGCCCAUCAACAUUCCGCCAUUCUCAGGGAAAUAUGAAGAUUGGGAGACGUUCCGCGAUCGCUUUACGUCCCUUAUUAUUAAAAAUCCCGACCUUUCUGCAUUUGCGCGAAUGCAUUUUCUCUCAUCAAGCCUCGCCGGGCGGGCUCUUGAAUCUAUUCGAAGCAUCCCAGUAACCGCGGAUAACUUUGAACUUGCGUGGAAGGCCCUCGAGUCGAGGUACGAAAAUAAACGCCGAUUAGUCGAGAUGCAUGUGUCCGCGUUAUAUAAUCUGCCGAGCGUUUCCCGCGAAUCAGCGAGCGAACUCAGCGAGCUUCGGGAUAAAGCAAAUCGCGCAAUUACGUCGCUGAAAAAUUUAGAUCGAUCCGAAUCCGACAUUCUUAGCGACAUGCUUAUGUAUAGCGUCACGCAAAGGCUUGAUGCCGCCACUCGGAAAGCGUGGAAACUAAAGGGUGGGGAUGACGCGCAAAUCCCAACAUUCAGCGAACUCGAUCGAUUCCUCGAUUCUCGUGCUCGCGCGCUCGAAGAAUUGCAUCCCGCGAAUGUAGACAAACAAGCUCGCGCGCAGAAAGCGACCAGCGCUACGGCAUCGGGAGCUUCUUCCAUUUUGUGUCCGCUUUGUAAAGCAUUUCACUUUCUACACAAAUGUCAAGUCUUUCUGAAGAAGAAUCCGAGUCAACGAUUGGAAGCAGUAAAAAAGGCAAAUCGCUGUGUAAAUUGCCUAAGCGACAAACACGCCGUACAGUUAUGUCAAAGCAAAUAUUCGUGCGGAACAUGUCGCAAAAGGCAUCAUUCGAUGUUGCACGUCGACUCGGACACUUCUACCACGAAAGAUACUUCUACCGCGAAAGAUACGCUUGCCGCGGAAAAUACUUCUGUCGCGACCGCAUCGAUCCACGAUGCCGCGCCCAUCACGACAUUAUUCUCGAGCGCGAAAGUGUCGUCGAUGCCUCCCGUGUUGCUCGCGACGGCGAGGGUAAGAGUCGGGUUCCCCUCCAAAUCUCCGAACGGUCGUACUCGCGUCGUUCGAGCGCUUCUCGAUCAAGGAUCAGAGAUGACCUUUAUUACCGAACGAUUGAGGCAAGGCUUAAGACUGCGUCGCGUUAGAAUGCCCGUCUCAAUCUCCGCUAUCGGAGGCGUCGACGCCGGAACAUGUCGAUACGCGGCCGAAAUUCAGAUCUCGCCGAUCGGCCAAACUUCUCUCGCGUUCAAGACCACUGCGUCCGUCAUGACAAGCUUAACGAAAUACACUCUGUCGCCCGUAACGUCGCCCGUCCAAUGGAGCCAUGUAGCCGAUCUCGCGCUCGCGGAUCCGGAUCCUACGAACUCGGACCUCAUUGACAUACUCAUCGGUGCCGACCUGUACGGCGAUUUGCUGCUCGACGGCAUUCGAAAGGGCUCCCGCGGUCAACUCCUCGCGCAGAAUACCGUUCUCGGUUGGGUGCUGUCCGGCCCCGCGGCUGACCCACAAGCUCGUCCUCGAACAGUCACGGCUCAGCACUGUUCUAAUACCCCGUCUCUCGACGAGGAACUCCGACGCUUCUGGGAAAUCGAAGAAAUCCCUCGCGCCAUUCCACUGAGUCCGGAAGAGCAACAGUGCGAAGAUCACUUCCUCGCCACUCAUUGGCGCCGCUCCGACGGACGAUACGUGAUUCGCUUUCCGUUCAAAACCGGCCCCCCAAUCGAGAUCGGUAAUUCUUAUCACUCAGCCGAGCGACAGUUGAAAGGUCUUGAACGCAGAUUAAACGCCGAUGAGAGAGUAGCGACGGAAUACCGCGCCUUUAUGGAGGAGUACGAGCGACUCGGCAUAUGA